Equus caballus (horse) is the source of this 3083-nucleotide messenger RNA. It is a transcript of the gene SOAT2, whose product is annotated as sterol O-acyltransferase 2. Gene Ontology annotation, molecular function: cholesterol O-acyltransferase activity; cholesterol binding; fatty-acyl-CoA binding. Gene Ontology annotation, cellular component: endoplasmic reticulum membrane. Gene Ontology annotation, biological process: cholesterol homeostasis; cholesterol efflux; cholesterol metabolic process. Lineage: Eukaryota; Metazoa; Chordata; Mammalia; Perissodactyla; Equidae. The record is from RefSeq and is a predicted model, not a curated record.
GGGACGAAGGAGACAGCCAAUGCGCAGAGGUUUCAAGCCUCACCCAGCUGCCUACCAGGGAGUGGGGGGCGGGAGAUGCGGGGGAGACACUGAGGCCAUGGCCUUGGUCUGAGGUCUAACACUGACCUUUGGACACAGGGGCGAGGAAGGAUUAAUAGUUAAUCCCCAGCAGGAACCCAACAAAGAGGAACUCUCAAAGCUCUUCUGUUACAUCCUAUUAAAAAGGGAAGAAAAUUAUGUACCGAGCUCCUCCCCCGAGCUGGACCGGGAUCAUGUUCCCUUACCUGGACUACCUCCUUUUGUUUUUACAAUAACCUCAUGAGGUAGGGACUUUUGCCCCUGUGUUCCAGAGGAGGAAACUGUGGUUUAAAAUAUUUGGGUCACUUGCCUGAAAUUACACGGCGGAUAAAUGGUAUCGGGAGGACUUAAACCUGGUUCUUCCGUAUGUAACAUUAUAUGACAAUGCCCCGAAUUCCUUAGAUGCUGAAUAAGUAUUUGUUUUGCCUCUUUUCUGUCUACCUGCUAACCUAAGUGGCGGUAGGGAUGAGCUGAGGUUCAGGGGUCCUGGCACCUAGCACUUCCUGGAGGGGCCACAGCUGUCACAGGUGCAACCCCAUCAGAAUAUUAGUCACAUGCUUGUAAUACUUUCAAGUUGAGGAGGUUCCCUCACACCCCUUAUCUCAUGAUCUAAGGCAGCUAAGCGCACUGACACCUGGAGAUGUUUCUGACUCCUCCCCACCUUCAGCGUGCUGGGAAACAGACUGAAGGCAGGUCAUGCUAGGUGAUGAGGUGCACCUGCCCAUGAUGUGCACCGAUGUAUUGCCACCAUGCCUGCAGGAAGGAGAGCACGCUGGGGGCUGGGCAUCUGGGUGGUGGCUGAGCUGCUGGGGGGUUGCACCCAGCUCGGCACAGCCAGCAGAGCUGAGCCUGUAGCUGAGAAGCAGCGCUGCCCCCCACAUCAGAUAACCUAUAACCCCUCCUCCUGAAUGGACUUUAGUCUUAGCAGAUGAACUGAGUGAGAUAAGAGCUCCGGCAGGCCAGGCUGUGAAGGAAGGGAAGGAACACUCAACUCGGCCUGCUACCCAGUCAAGACUCCCAUCAUGAAGCCAAGGGCGGCCCGACCACGGAAGAGAGAAGGGCAGAGGGGAGAGCAGGAGGACCCACCCGCCGGAGAAGGAAACACUGAAACGCACAGAGGCUCGGACUUGGUGCAAUGGACCCGACAUAUGGAGGCUGUGAAGACACAGUUGCUGGAGCAAGCGCAGGGCCAGCUGCUGGAGCUGCUGGAUCGGGCCAUGUGGGAGGCCAUACAAUCCUACCCUCCCCAAGGCAGACCUCUGUCCUCCAUUCCUCCAGAUUCCUUGAGCAAGACCCGGGAGCCAGCCUUGGAGAAAAGGAAAGUUUUCGUCAUCCGCAAGUCCCUGCUUGACGAGCUUAUGGAGGUGCAGCAUUUCCGUACCAUCUACCACGUGUUCAUCGCCGGCCUGUGUGUCUUCAUCAUCAACACCCUGGCCAUUGACUUCAUCGAUGAGGGCAGGCUGAUGCUGGAGUCUGACCUACUGAUCUUCAGCUUCGGACAGCUGCCCUUGGCGCUGAUGACCUGGCUCCCCAUGUUCCUGUCCACUCUGCUGGCGCCCUACCAUGCCCUGCGGCUGUGGGCCAGGCCCCAGGUCGGAGGGGCCUGGACGCUCGGGGUGGGGCUGGGCUGCCUGCUGCUGGCUGCCCACACUGCGGUGCUCGGCAUCCUCCCGGUCCAUGUGGCCGUGGACUAUCAGCUCCCGCCGGCCUCCCGCUGCGUCCUGGUCUUUGAGCAGGUCAGGUUCCUGAUGAAAAGCUACUCCUUCCUGAGAGAGGCUGUGCCUGGGACCCUUUGUGCCAGAGGAGGCGAGGGGAUCCGGGCCCCCAGUUUCUCCAGCUACCUCUACUUCCUCUUCUGCCCCACGCUCAUCUACAGGGAGACUUACCCCAGGACCCCCAACGUCAGGUGGAAUUAUGUGGCCAAGAACUUCGCGCAGGCCCUGGGCUGCGUCCUCUCUGCCUGCUUCAUCCUGGGCCGCCUCUGUGUUCCUGUCUUUGCCAACAUGAGCCAGGAACCCUUCAGCACCCGUGCCCUGGUGCUCUCUAUCAUGCAUGCCAUGUUGCCAGGCGUCUUCAUGCUGCUGCUCAUUUUCUUUGCCUUCCUCCACUGCUGGCUCAACGCCUUCGCGGAGAUGCUACGGUUUGGAGACAGGAUGUUCUACCGGGACUGGUGGAACUCUACGUCCUUCUCCAACUACUACCGCACGUGGAACGUGGUGGUCCACGACUGGCUGUACAGCUACAUAUAUCAGGAUGGGCUGCGGCUGCUCGGAGGCCGGGCCCGAAGGAUGGCCAUGCUGGGCGUGUUCCUGGUCUCUGCAGUGGUCCAUGAGUACAUCUUCUGCUUUGUCUUGGGGUUCUUCUACCCCGUCAUCCUGAUGCUCUUCCUUGUCUUUGGAGGGCUGCUGAACUUCACGAUGCAUGACCGGCACACGGGCCCGGCAUGGAACGUGCUAAUGUGGACCAUCCUCUUUCUGGGCCUGGGCAUCCAGGUUAGCCUGUACUGCCAGGAGUGGUAUGCACAGCGGCACUGCCCCCCGGCCCAGACAACCUUCUGGGGGCUGAUGAUACCUCGAUCUUGGUCCUGCCAUACCUAGAGGUCAGGGCACCCUCACUGCCCCGAUGAUACCACCAAGUUCUUCUCUGCCUGCAAAGCCUGGGACCAGGGCUCCUCUCUCUGCGCUCCCAGACCUCACUCUGAGUCAAGGAGGCCUGGCAUGCAUGACCCCACCAGCGAGCUCUAGAGACUGAGGUCUGUGGACCUGUGGGCAGCUGAGCACAGACCCAGAGCAGUGGUGGCUCUUGAGCCCCCAUCCCCAUGGAGUGGGCCCAGGGCCCUCUCCACCCCAUGGCUGUCCGGACUUGGGGAGACUUGAAGGACCAUACAGAUUGGGUGAAUGUGGGGUGAUUUACAGAAAAUGGGGCCACCAAGUUCUGAGAAGUGUUUGUUUCUUUCUUUAUCCUCCUUCCAAUAUAAUAAUAAACUCUUUGUCUCUUUUUAUUCA